AUGUAUCCUAGAGGGCCUAAUCAAAACCAAAGACCGCCUGAGAGUCAAAGGCCAGCACCGCUGAAUCAGAGACCAGUAGCUCAAUCUCAAAGAGCACCUUUCCAACAACAAAGAAAUCAAUUUCCUCCUAGGAAUCAAGCCUCAACAUCAUCCCAUAAUGGCCUAGAACAACAACGAAGACUGGUAGCAGAUAAAUUGAUUGCUGAUUGUUAUUCUAAAAGAAUCAUUGAUAGAAGUGGUAAACCAUGUGUUGAAACGUCGUAUCAAACACAUGUUAGUAUCAAGGAAUAUUCGUCAUUUCCUUCACGUCCACCUCCAGAUAACCUUCCACCUAAUCAAAUUGGAACGGUUAAAGACCGUGUUUUGGUACUUUGUAUCAAAUACUCUGGUAGAGUUUUGAUACAAAAGGGGAAAUAUAAUGAAAAUAAGGACGUAUAUCAAAUUGGUCGUACAUGGGAUAUGGAUGAAUUGAAGACCAUUACUAAGUGUGGAAAUGAUGGAAUUAUCUUAACGUUGAAUAAAGACUACUAUUGGAGCAUAGAAGGAGGCAUGGAAAGAACUUGGAAGUUUGCAAGAUUUUUGACAAACGCAUACGGUGGAUUUAUGGGUAGAUACCCAACAUUGAAUGGCUUUUCAAUCGAGGAUUUUAAAUUAUCCUCUUCUCCACAAAAAAAGCAUUUGGGAAAUUCUUCCCCUAGCAUGGGUGCAAAUGAUAGUGGUAACGAUAUUGUUGUUAAUGAACCUCAACCACAUCCUCAAUUAUUGAAAACUAAAUCAUUGAAAAGAAAGAACUUACCAAAACCAGUAUUACCACCGCAGCCUCUUCCUCAACAGACAUAUCCCGAUCAGGGAAAGCAAAAUGAUUUCUAUAAGGAUAUGGAUUUUACUGCAAAUGGGAAACUACCUUCUAAACCUAUGAAAGUAAUGCAAGUUGAUAGACCUUCGACGUCGUCACUUGACCAAGUAGAGAAUCAGAAUGCAUCGACUAAUAGAUUCAACCAAUCACGAGAAUUACAAGAGACAAACGAAGAAUUUGUUGAUAAUUAUGUUACUGUCGAUGACAACGAACCAUCGAAUGUUCCCACAACGCCUAAACGUGAUUCCAAGCAUCCCUAUCAAGUCAACUCUCCGCGUAGAAGCGCUGAUACUACUCAGGAUUCGCAGAACUUUGUUUUCCAUGCUGAUAAUACGUACUCGCCCGAAAAGCUUAGAGAAUAUGUGAAAACAAAUGAGGAGAGAUCAACAUCGCCAUUAAGAAACUAUAAGCCUCGAAGGAUGUCCACCGAGGUUGAACAAAGAAAAGUUUCUGAGCCUUUAGAAUCUGCAGCGGCCUUGGGUAUUCAACUUGAAGAGCAACUUGAUGGCGUUACAAAUAAAGAUAUUUCUACGGAUUCUGCACAUUCAUUCCAAAUUCCUGCUAGAAAUGUUUCGCCUGACUAUAGUAUCGAGGAAGUUGAAAAUGAUAGUGAUGAAGAACAAGAAACACAACAUAGGGCUUCAAUGUCGGAAAGAAAACAAGUUCCAAUCGAUCAAGAAGAAUCUAUAAACCAGCAUCAACCUCCCAAUGCUCAUGUAGAUAAUACAAUAAACUCUUCUAUACAAGAUAUUGAAAAUUACAUGGACUCUCAACUUUAUUUUGCCCCGGGCGAUGAAUCAGUUGAUAACUCAAAACAAAUUAGUCAGAAUCAGACUCUUGAGAGUGAUAUAAGUCAAAGGGAAAUUAGUGAGGGUAAUAUAAUACCUGACUUACUGCAAGGGAAUGAUCUGGAGUUUAGAAGUGAUCAAUUAGAGGAUGAAACAACCUCUAUGCAAGAAUAUACUGAACAAUCAGAAGUUGGGUUGAAUAUUGAUAAUAAAGAUUCUGAGUUUCAAAGGGAAAAGGAUGCAGAGUUAGAAGAAAUCAUGGAUGAUGUCAAUUGGUCUAUAUCAGAUAAUAGUGAUUCCUUGAUCAGAAAAUUGACCAAGGAAUUAAACAAUGUGAAAUUUCGUAAUGUUAAAGAUUUAGUUACUUUGGAUUUCGGUAAAGAUUCAGUUUCUAAUGAUGUAACAACAUCAAUAAGUGAGAUUGAAAAUUUAACUCAUAUUUUCAAAAAAAUGGAAAUAGAUUUCAAAUUUCUUGGGCCCGAAGUCAAUUUAAUUGAAAAUAACUCUAAGGGUCUCCAGGUAAAGUCGGUCAACAAGAAAUUAUUGUAUAACGAUUUAAGCAACAUAUUGAAUAAGGUUAGUAUGCAUUCCGAUGAUUUGCGGGCUAUCGAAUCAUUUAAAGAAUUCGAUAGAUUGAAUAAGUUAGAAGCUAUUGAAGUUAAAUUGAUUGGAUUAUUUAAUGCCUUAGAAACGAUUACACUUGACUACAAUGAGAAUACAGAUAACUUAAGUUCUAUGAGGGCAUUGAGGCAAUACCAAUCAAAUUAUGAACGUGUUACGUCUAGUUUUAUCAGGCAUUUUAGUCGCUUCAUAAAAGAUCAAUUCAGAUUAUUUUCUCAACAAAUGAUGCAAAAUAUGGAUAAUAUUUAUCCUCAGGCCAUGUUUAGAGAACUUAACAAUCUUCUAAUUUAUUCGGGUUUCCUUUACUUCGUUAAGGGUGUUUCUCUUAGCGAUUUUCAAGAUAUAAAUGGGAACUUUAAUCUCAUGAUGAGCGAUUUAUUAGAGAGAAUGAUUACCCACAAGUUAAAAAAUUUGAAGUUUUCAUCGUCAUCAGUAUCUGCACAUCUAUCGCAAUCUUUAGAUAAUGAUAUGCCUCUAAAGAAGUCAAGAACAUUGAGAUUAUCGACAAGACGAGAAAAGCAUAUUAGCAAAGCAAAUCAAGAAGAGUUUCAAGGUUUAAAACAAAAUAAGGAUUCGAAUGAAAUCGACGAUCCAAAAGCUGUUGUUGAUAUAAUAAAUAGCACGAGAGAUGUGAUAUUUGUUUUGCAAUACGUCACCGGUAGGCUAUUCCAUUAUGAUAGUAAUAUUAUCGAUUUUAACGAAUAUUGCCAGAAUAAACCUUACCAAGAAAGACGUAUUGCUCUUGAUAAUCCAUCUUUAGAUAUAGAAGAUGAUAUGAACUAUUCGAAUGAUUCAAUUUCUAAUUUGAAUGCAGUAUUCGGUGGUUAUAUUAACAUCUUCAUGAAAAAAGUUACUCCAACAGAAUUAAAUAUACCAUUACUUUUAUGUUAUUUGCAGAAUUUGCUUGAUGAAAAUAAGAAAUCUAAUCAAGAAUUCUUAUGCUUUAAUUUUUUGAAAAAGGCUUCAGAUAAGUUCAAAAUUAUUUGGUCGAAAUUUAUCAAGUCUCAAUUGAACUUAUUGAAUAAAUCCGCAAUUAUUGCUCAUUGUGGUAUAUUACCUGCUAUUAAGAAUGUUAAUCAAGUGUUGUUGAUUACUGAAUCCUCUUUAGACCAACCAGGUAGGCUCUUUGGUAGUCUUGACCAAUCCCAGGUAAGAGCAAUGUUAGCCGAAUCAUAUAAAGAAAUUUCCGAGGCAACUAUUCACUUGUUUAUGAGGGACGAUCCUUUAUUGAAAAAUCACGAUUUCGAUGAUAAAGAAAGAGAACAUCGUAAUGUCAGUAUAAUCCAAAACAUUUUCUAUCUUACAGAACAGUUAGCAGUCUUUAGUUCUCCUGGCAUAACGAAAAUGAGAACGCAGUUGAAUUCUGUCUUCAACAAGGUUUUAGAUUCGUACUUCAAUAAGCUUCUUCACAAGAAUAUUGGUAAAUUGGUGGAAUUCGUUGAUAAUUAUGAAGCUUUAGUAAAAAUGAAUAAUGGUAAGCCUAAGAAAUACAAUAAAAAAUAUGUUAAAUCAUUGUUGACAGGAUAUACUUCGAAGGAUGUAUCCGUUAAGGCUGCUGAAAUUCACAAGAAAUUAGAGAAACAUUUCAUAACUGGUGGCGAUAUGUUUGAGAAAGACUUAUUUGACAAGUUAUGGACAGAUAUGGAAUAUCAAUUUAUUGACUACUUUUCAAGAUUAAACAACAUCCUUAAGAAUGACUUUGAUAGAGAAAUUGACUAUGCAAUUACCAAACAAGAUAUACAUUCAGUAUUUGUUUCUAUACACUAA
This is a messenger RNA of Debaryomyces hansenii CBS767, 4032 nucleotides long. It is a transcript of the gene SEC3, whose product is annotated as GTP-Rho binding exocyst subunit. Gene Ontology annotation, biological process: Golgi to plasma membrane transport; exocytosis. Gene Ontology annotation, molecular function: phosphatidylinositol-4,5-bisphosphate binding. NCBI's taxonomy places the organism in Eukaryota, Fungi, Ascomycota, Pichiomycetes, Serinales, Debaryomycetaceae. Gene Ontology annotation, cellular component: exocyst; plasma membrane. The transcript has a single exon. The record is from RefSeq and is a predicted model, not a curated record. Bases 1 to 4032 code for a protein of 1343 amino acids.